Cercospora beticola is the source of this 1850-nucleotide messenger RNA. RefSeq lists its product as uncharacterized. Gene Ontology annotation, biological process: protein modification process. Gene Ontology annotation, molecular function: ATP binding. Gene Ontology annotation, cellular component: P-body. Lineage: Eukaryota; Fungi; Ascomycota; Dothideomycetes; Mycosphaerellales; Mycosphaerellaceae. The record is from RefSeq and is a predicted model, not a curated record.
UCUCCGCAACCCAACCGUUUGAUGACAUCGGCCUGCUGAAGAAAGCAAUCACCGCCUUGGGACAUCCGCUGUCCUUUCCGGAUAGCCCAGCUUCCUCCGUCCAUCCAAUGGCCCCUGCUCUCCCUGUAGAUCAGACCGACUUGGGAAAGACAACAAAGAUCUUUGCCAGCGUUGACUAUGAGGAUGGAUACGUCCAACCGCUGUUACUCUCCGUCCUCAACGCAAAAUUGCCAUCCGAUCUACUGGUCCUGAUCAACGAUGUUUCGGAACUGCCACACUCAGAUUGCAAAUUUCUGCAAUGGCGGCAGUACGAGAGCAUCGACUUUGAUCACUUAAUGCAAAAUUCUACGUCCAGCACGGCAAACAGUUACAUCAUCAGGAAAGCACUCAUUCGGAAGCACUAUCUGUCCUCUACCGUCAAUCACUGGCUCACGAAGCAUCCGGACUCCUUGCUCAAGCAGCAUGUACAGCCUAGCGUGGAGUUCGAAGUCGACUAUGCUCAGUUCCUUGACGAUGCUCUGCUCGAAGCAUAUGAGCUGAAGGAAAGCUGGGCUCGCAACGAAUCCCGCGAUGAGGAGGACUCCGAACGUGAGUGGUGGAUUCUUAAGCCCGGCAUGAGUGAUCGUGGUCAAGGCAUCAGGUUAUUCAGCUCUGAAGAGGAGCUUACGAGCAUCUUUGAAGAGUGGGAUCCGGCUUCGGACGAUGAGGACGACGAUGUUUACUCAAGUCCCGGUGAUAAAGAGCUUGAUGACGGUGAUGAGGACGGCAACGGAGUCAUGGCUUCACAGCUGAGGCACUUCAUCGCCCAGCCUUACGUUGCUUCACCGCUCUUGAUGCCCGCUACACAUCCUUCCGGCGGUCGUAAGUUUCAUGUUCGGACAUAUGUCCUGGCGGUAGGUGCUCUGCAAAUCUAUGUGUACAAGCCGAUGCUCGCUCUCUUUGCCGGAGAGACUUAUCGUGCACCAUCUGCUUCAUCAAGUCCAAACGAAGACCUCUCAUCUCACCUUACCAACACCUGUCUACAAGAUGGUACAAGAGAAGGUAGCGUGCACCCUUUCUGGUCCCUGCCAGAUGCCAUCGAGGGCACGCUGGACAACAAUUGGAAGAACGAUGUGUACAAGCAAAUCUGCUCAGUUACAAGCGAGGUCUUUGAAGCCGCAGCACGAAGCAUGACCAUUCAUUUCCAGCCUUUGCCCAACGCCUUUGAAGUGUUUGGACUCGACUUUCUCGUCGACGCAAAUGGCAUCGCGUGGCUUCUGGAAGUGAACGCCUUUCCGGACUUCGCUCAAACUGGCACAGAGCUGCAGAACCUAAUUCGUGGACUGGUCGAAGGCGUAGUAGAUACCGCCAUCAAGCCUUUCUUCGACAUAUCAGAUGGCAGGAGCGAGACAGUGGCUGAAAACAUGACGAAAGUGCUUGAUAUUGACCUUGGUAGAAGAUGAAGGCCAUCUACUUUAUUACGCUGCGGCACCUAAACAAGAUCUAACAAGUCCUUCCUACGAUUUCGGUCUCGCCGUCAACGAUUGACAUCCCUCUCAUAGACGAACCUCCGCGCCGAGGUGUAUCUGUCUGUUGGCACUCCGUUCAGGCAUCCUCCACUCGAAGGUCAUCAUCUUUCCAACGCCUGUUCACCACAUACUCGCCGAAGUCCCAGCUGUCCUCACCAAUUCGCACUUGCAUUUCCUCCGCAAGCUCGUCGAGCCACGACGCAUCCGCAGAACGCGCGCGUGCGAACGGAGAGCAGGGCAGGGAGUAACUGGGCUCCCGAUCAAUCUUCAUCACGAAAGAGCGGAGACCAAGUUUGCGCGCCUCGAGCAACACAUCUCGAAUCCCCGACUUAAAUAUCGAUU